This is a messenger RNA of Aspergillus nomiae NRRL 13137, 612 nucleotides long. RefSeq lists its product as uncharacterized. The record is from RefSeq and is a predicted model, not a curated record. Lineage: Eukaryota; Fungi; Ascomycota; Eurotiomycetes; Eurotiales; Aspergillaceae. The annotation marks the transcript as partial. The transcript has 2 exons.
CAAUAUUUUUUGGGAAUCACCAACUGCCUAAUUCUUCUCUUCAAACAAAUCAAGUCAUCCCGAGAGCUUGUGUAUACAGACAUCCCCAAAAAUUGGGGAUGGGAGAUUGUUGAUCAUCUCAAUAACACUAUCGAGAGACCUUCCUUCAGCUCCUUCCAGAGCCCGUACGUGGGCUGCCGUAAAGAGCCAGAUUUCUUCCUGCGAUCAGACAGCAUACGUAUGCCCGAAUUCGUUAUUGAAACUGGCUGGAGUGAGUCUUGGAGCAGACUACAGCAUGAUAUGAACCUGUGGCUUGUCGGCGGCGCUGGAGAUGUUGGUGCGGUACUGUUGUUGAAAUGGAAACGGAUUGGUGAUUCGAACAAGGCCCGAGGCAAAGCAGAGCUUUAUGCUUUGGAUCGAAACGGGAUUCCAGUCAUGGAAGACUCAAAGGUACUGUACUCGAAUCCUUUCACACACUCUCUUCUAUUGCAUUUAAUCAAGCAUGGGUCAUAUUCCCUAUGCCAUCUCUGCCCUGUGGCACCCCGGAAAAUAUCUCUAUCUCGCGACGCCUUUUACUGGGCCCAGGUUGCCAGGGGUCACUGGACUGGGACAUCAACGACCUCCGCCGGAUAA